Tuber aestivum (summer truffle) is the source of this 3003-nucleotide messenger RNA. The record is from the annotation of a GenBank genome assembly. Lineage: Eukaryota; Fungi; Ascomycota; Pezizomycetes; Pezizales; Tuberaceae.
AUACCCUUAGAUAGACGCUGCUGAGAAAACCCUCCACGAAACCCUCGUUAUCUGUACUGCGGUAGUACUCGUACAGCACAGUAUCGUACUCGAUAUGAGUUUACAUGGCCCAGCCGAUCUACCAAGAUCAGGAGAUAUUGGACCCGUAAACCCUUCAUAAUCCACACUCGUGCCACGAGAGAGAUUCCUCAUUCCCGUCCUUGCACUUUCAGGGCAUUAAAACGCUUCCCCAUAAUACUCCAAGCGACAUUGCGCCUGCCCGACGAAAGCCCUAUGCAGUGAGCCUUUCAUCCAGCUUCCAACGGACUCCGUACCAGAUCCGGGAUCCCCACCUCAGUCCCGGCAGCUUUUCAGCUGAUCAAGUGCCGGAACCUAACCAGGGAUAGGCUAGCCUCCCUCCCGCAGAAAAAAAAGUAAAAUAAAAUAAAUCAUGGAGUUAUCAAGGCGGUACUAGUACAUGUACAGUACAGUACGUGAAGAAUCCCCCUUGCACGCAUUGCUCAGCCUCCAGACUGAUGUUGGCGCAGUACCGGUACUGUUGAGAUGAGUGCUCUUCAGCACCACACUCGAGUUACCGGCAUUAUUCCUCCAGGUUACCGUACUGAUACUGUACCAGUACUCGAGUACAGUACAACAACACUAGCGCAUUAGGAGACUUUACAGUUGCGCAACUACCGACUUGUCAGCAGAAGUACAAGUACCGCUACCCUACUUGUACCGUACUGAAACGGCUAGCGGCCGCACAAAAUGAGGUGGCUUAAAAAAACUCCGCUACACGAGUAAGCCUUCGUCUAAGCGGGGAGAAACCCCAUCCAGACCCUGCACCCAGCCUACCUCGUAUCGCUCCACUUUCGCGAAGCUUCUAUUCGUACAGCCACACUGGCAACAAUACUCGAGUACAGCACGAGUACUGUGCAACCACCCCGGGCAUUGGCCCCAGAAUGUUACAGCGCUCAGUGGUUGGGAAGAUGGCAUAUAAACCAGCGAAGCCCCUAAAUCAUCCCACGACUCACCCUCUCGAAGUAGUGGCUUCAGAGACAUACCGGUACUAGCUUGAGCUCAGGCAGCAAGCAAGCAAGACAGCAAAGCGAAGCCGGGAUGUCCUUCGGGUUCUCGGUAGGCGACUUUAUCGCCAUAAGCGGCUUGAUCCUCAACCUCGUCGAUGCUCUGGACUCCAACACCGGUUCAAAGGCACAGUACUCGAGACUAUCGGACGAGUUGAAGUCGCUACAUAGCGCAUUCCUGGCGGUUAAGGACGUGGUGCAGAAUUUGCGGCGUGGGGACAAAUCCAAUUCUUCUACCGCCAAUGCGAUAACUUAUGAGGUUGAGUGUUGCCGGAAGUUGAUUCUGGACUUCACAGCUGAUACGGAGAAGUAUCGCGAGAGUCUGUGUCAUGGCGGCUCUGGUAGGAAGGUUAAGGACGCUUGGAGGAAGAUUAGUUACAAAAUCUUUAAAGAGGAGGACGUGGCUAUUCUAAAGGACUCGCUGAGGCGGAGGAUUGAGGCCAUUAAUAUUUUGUUGAUGGUCGCGGGGAUGUAUGUUUUUCUUCCUAUGAUACCAUACUCCUUCCCGAGCGUGAGGACUUGACAAACGGGAGGGCUCAGCGAACAAGGCCGGGCGGAUUCGGGAUUCGCCAAGACACUCCGUACGGCCUGUUCCUUGAACCUUCCUGUCCGUUGAGCUGCUCACGGUCUGCCAUGCUCUGGAGCGUCGGGCUAAUAUUCAUAAAAGCCGCUCGGUCUUCUCCCUAGAGGCCAAAGUCUCGGAUAUGGAACUCGCUAUCCGCGUGCAGCAGCCGGAGAUCCCCAAAAAGCUCGGCGCAAACAUCGAGGGCUCUAUCGUGCUGCAAGAUCCCCUCGGGAGGACCUUCCCGGUACCAUUCGUGGUGUGUGCAACGUCGGAGAUGUUCCACAACUUCUUGGAGUUGUCAUUUCGUGGCCUACCCGGCCACCAGAAGGUGCUCUCAAGGGAGUACUCUGUUACCGAUGAGGAGUCUCAGAGGGAGAUCACCUCGACCGGGUGGCUCGAGAAUAUUACCUCCGGGAGGCUAAUAUCUAUGAGCAUGCUGUUCCGUCACAUGGACAGCGCGCCCAAGGUCACCGAUUUCAAGAGUAAGUGUCCAAGCUGUAAGACUCUGGGCGCGUUUAGCACUGCCGGGGAUAGCCGUGGGUGGAUUCAGUGGUAAUACUCUCUUCUCUUCGUCCCUUACCUUCUGUGUUGGUUCUGACAGUCAACUAAUAUAACCCCCCAGCAAAUUCUGCCAACUCUGGACACAGCACUCAAAAGAGUGCCCUGUCGACACCCCUGUUCGCGUUCUUGCACCGAGACACGAUAAAUCCAGAUCCCCGUCCGAAACACCCCCAUCGCCGCUUCCACCGCCAGAUGUGUCAACAGUCUCGAAGGAGCUGUCCCCCUUCCGCCGGGUAAAAAUGGUGGAGGUCUCGCGGGUCAGCUAUUUGUCUGCCCUGCGGGCGGCAAAGGAACUAGCCAACGACCAAAGGCUCUGCCAGGAGUUGGUGCGGAAGCUGGAGAAUAUAGGGGAUUCGAGGUUUGUUGAAACCGAGUUCUUGGACGAGAGUAUUGUCUGUGAGUGCCCAUGCGAUGGAUUGGUGGGACGACGCUCGCACCUGGAUCCUUUCUUUCCCACAAAGGGGAGGGUUAGUGAGAUUGCAUGAUGUCAUAUAAAUGUAGUUCAGCCGUUGGGUGCCCGAUAUACAGGUUUACCCCCCGGUUUUGUGUGUAUGUAUGGUUGGUGGAGGUGUAUAUACCGGCUGUGCACAGCGGGAUUUAUUCUUUUUGCUGUUCCGAGCACUGGUCCGGCGUUGAAGUCAGACCAACGUGGCCAGGAUGCCUGGGUAUAUGGGAUAAUUGAGGAUUAUGAAUACCCACGAGUGAUACGGUAUGGUAAUCACAGUGAAUUAUGUAUGAUAAAUUAACGCACUUUAGGCAGAACUUUUAGAUUUUUGUGAUUUCUAUGAUAUAAUCUAAGCCUUAUUUACAUAG